AUGCUUCUGGAGGCGGUCGGGGGUCAGCGGCUUCUAGUUAGGAUGCCAUCUGGCGCCUGGACAGAGAAGCGCUGCAAGGGGAGGGAUCCUGCUGAACGGGCGGGAACAGGGGGCACUGGGCAGCCCGCCGGGAGGAAGACAGGGUAUGAAAGCACUCGCCCUGCAUGUCAUCCGACAUGGGGACGAGAGGCGGGGUUGGCAGGGAUGCCCUUGAGGCCCCCGCUUGGCUUCUCCCAGAGGACGGCCGUGGCGGGGGAGGCCCUGGAGUGGGAGAACCCGGACGCAGAGUCCGGAAAGACGUCGUCCAAGGUGGCGACGUCGUUAAACCUCGAUGUGGUCGUCGUCGUCUUCGACGUCCGGAACUCCGGCCUUAAAAAUGUCGAUGGCCUCGGGAGAGGUCCACCGACGGGUCAUGAUACAACGGACUACGAGAACCACAAUCUACCAGGCCCAAGGCAACAAUCUCCUCCCUCUGAGUCUGCUGUGGACGUCCCAGGCAGAGGAGAGCCGUUGGGAGCACCUCUUAAGGUCAAACAUCUAUCUAAAGACUUACAGAUCAUCUCCACCAAACCCAAGGCCCCGCUCCUGGCUCAGUCGGGGCCCUUCGGCUGGCCCCAGAACCUGUCCCAAACCGUGGACCAGUUCCUGUACCGCACCGCCCCCAAAGCCAAAGCCCCCGGCCCCGUGGGCAGGCCGGCGCCCAAGGCCAAGAAGGUCUUGGGCUGGGGCGACUUCUACUUCAACGUGAAGACGGAGAAGUUCAGCCUCCUGGUGACGGGGAAGAUCGUGGACCACAUCAACGGGACGUUCAGCGUGUACUUCAGACACAACUCGUCCCGCCUGGGGAACAUCACGGUGAGCAUCGUGCCCCCGUCCAAAACCGUCAGCUGGGACCCGGACCCCGGGGACCGGCCUGGGACCGCCGCCUUCGCCGGUCACCAGCCGUUUCUGGUUCCAGAGUCCCAGGUCCGGGGGCCUCCGCAGACCACGGCCACCGGGACCCGGCCGGACCAGCAGCAGCAGCAGCAGGAGGUGGUGAUGGUGAUGACAGAGCUCAACUGCCGGGUGGAGUACCAGAGGACCAACCGGUCCAAGAAGACCAAGCCGUGCCUCUACGACCCGGGUCAGGUGUGCUACUCGGAGAACACCCAGUCGCAGGCGGCCUGGAUCUGCGCCAAGCCCUUCAAGGUCAUCUGUAUCUUCAUCGCGUUCACCGGCACCGACUACAGGCUGGUGCAGAAAGUUUGUCCGGACCAUAAUUUCCAGACGGACCAGAACCAGCAGAACGUAGGAUGA
This is a messenger RNA of Gadus chalcogrammus (walleye pollock), 1296 nucleotides long. RefSeq names its product neurexophilin-3-like. The record is from RefSeq and is a predicted model, not a curated record. The transcript has 2 exons. Lineage: Eukaryota; Metazoa; Chordata; Actinopteri; Gadiformes; Gadidae. Gene Ontology annotation, molecular function: signaling receptor binding. The coding region runs from base 1 to 1296 and encodes 431 amino acids.